ACAACACAUGAUGUUUUAGAACUAUCAUUUGACCGUAUUAUUGAGUAAGUCGGCGGAUGUUGUCACAUUUUGACACUUGUUGAUAUCAAGAAGUACACAUUUCUCAGUCUAAUUGACCAUCCCAAUGUCAAGGCCAGAAGACCGAGAUCCAAUCCUGCCUAAUGCUCCACCCCCGUACACCCAGCCACAAGAGAAUGCAGGGGCCACUGUCCCCAAUGAACCACCCCCCAAAUAUGAACCUCCUAAGGGGGAAUACCCAGCGACAUACCAGGGUGGAUACCCACCUCAAGGAGGAUACGCAGGACAAGCAGGUGGAUAUCAAACAACUCCACCUUCAGUCAUAUUGGUGACGACACAAUUUGGGCCCCACUCCCAGCAGCUGCAGUGCCCUCACUGCAUGGCCCAUGUCAUGACCAACACGGACUACCAGGCCGGCGGACUCACCUGGCUGGCGGCAGGACUCAUCUGUUUGUUUGGGUGCUGGCUGGGGUGCUGCCUUAUUCCCUUCUGUAUCAACGAUCUGCAAGAUGUUCACCACACCUGUCCUAACUGUAAUCGCUUGGUGGGGGUGUGUAAACGCCUUGACUGAGAGACCAACACAUGACCAAACAGGGAACUGAUGCUUAUCAUAAUACAACAGUUGCAAUACAGUGGAUAGGGGAAUUCAUGAAGCCAGGGUGUGUUCAAGACAUACUGACAUAAGUGUUUUCAUACUAGGGGGUAUAGGAGCUGCAGGAAUGGCCUAGGGAAUUUCAUACUAAGAGGUAUAAGAGCUGCAGGAAUGGUCCCGGAAUUUCAUAUUUAGAGGCAAUAGGAGGUUCAGGAAUGGCCUAGGGAAUUUCAUACUAAGAGGUAUAGGAGCUACGGGGAUGGCCUAGGGAAUUACAUAUUAAAAGGUAUAGAAGCUACAGGAAUGGUCUGGGCAAAUUCAUACUGCAAGGUAUAAGGGCUGCUAGUAUGGCCUAGGUAUGUUCAUAUUUGUACUAAGGGCUAUUGGAGCUGAAUGACUGGCCUAUGUAUUUUUACAAUAGAAGAUACAAGGGCUGAAAUACUUAAAAUGACAACUGCCCUUUGAGUCUGGUCUGAUGUAACAUGUUUUAUUUGGAUUAAACUCUCUUGACAAGGGACACGUUAGUACUUAACCCACUCAGCCACUGAUGAGACUUUCUAUUGUAUCUGUAACUAAAUAUUGUGAUAAUGCAUCAGUUAACUGCUACACCACAGAUGGGAGGAAAUUUUAAGGUUACAGUCAUUUCUAGAUGGUCAAUCCUGAGAAAAAGCAUUUCAUCAUAUUAUUCAAUGUAAUUGUUUUGUUUGAUUAUGAACUUUGAUGUGAUCGGUAUCCUGAAGCAAGUGGCCUGUGAUGUAUGUUCUCUCAUCAUACCUGCAUGUAAAGGUAACCUUUUUGUGAUGCUAUACUAGGUUCUUUCAUAACCAGUCAGUUUAUGAUGUGAAACAAACCUUGCUGUUACCACAAUUUCAAUUUCGAUUGGCAUCCCUCAAAAGUGAAUAGAGGGCGGUGGGGUAGCCUAGCGGUUAAAGUGUUCAUUCAUCACGCCAAAGACCUGGGUUCGAUUCCCCAUAGGGUACAAUGUGUUAAACCCAUUUCUGGUGUCCCCCGCCAUGAUAUUGCUGGAAUUGCUAAAAGUGGCAUAAAAUCAUACUCACUCACUCACUCAGAAGUGAAUUACAAAACCAUGGUUAUGAAGCUCAAGAACCUGACAAAGUAUGACAUUAUAGAGAGGUUGUAUAUGUAUAUACUCAAACACUGUUCAUAUUUGAUAUGGUAAUGGGUUAUCUUCAGGGCAGUAAUGGUUCAUCCAAUGAUUGGAGAAUGUUUAAUAUCAGGAACAUAAAUAAUGUAUAAAACGUUUUUGACAUUCUAUGGAAGUCUCAUCAGUUCAUUCUUAAGCUUUAAUUUUGAUGACUCAAAUUAACUUGUUUUGCUCUUGUAUGGUUUCUAAUCAUACCGUGAGAUAAUGAAAGAUCAAUCUUUAACAUGACUUUGAGUUUUCAUAUUGUCAUGCAUGGUAUCUUGCCAUCUCCUGAAUUGACCAAAGGUGAAACAUUGCAGCCCUGGACAUCUUUCAUAUGUUCAUUUUACCAAAGUUGAAACUGAAACUGAAGUUGAUUUAUGAUGUAGAACAUUUGUGGCUUAAUCCUCCAGUGUCUGUUUGAGAUAUUUUAUCUGUUUGUGCUGGAAAUCUAUCGUUAUCUUGCUCGAAUAUACCUUUACAAGGUAUUUUCAGAAAAGUCUGGUUGUAACAUAUGGAUGCAGGGAUUUAUCUAGUAUUCCAAAAUAAAUGCUUUUGGUAAAGCUGCUGGUAAAAGAUGUCAUUUUGUGCAAAAUAUCUUUUUAUGUUUAAAGAGGCCUUUUUACAUUGUAUUUUAAUAUGAUGUUAAAUUCCUAUCUUUUGGCCCUUUAGACAUUGAUUUCAAGUCAGGGUGAUAUAUUGGUUGUAAAUGGAUUCACAUUGAUGGGGCUUUUUGAUUCCCGCUAGUAUUUUGUUGAUAUUUUUCUACAGACUUUGUUCUGAAUAUUGGUGUCUAAACAGGCCUAGAUAAAUCCCUGGGACUAUUGCAAGAUAACUACAAUUGACUAACAGACUAGUGGUAAUGUGCAAUGGUUGCAGGCAAUACGUUUUUUGUUCUUGAAGAUGGAGACAUGUUGACUGACACACAUUCCUGUGUUAGAGUGGAGUAGAAGGGUGGCAUGCUUUUCAUUCUAUUUUGUCCACCCAAUUUCACUAUUCUUUGAAGUGUAAAAAACAAAAAUAAGUGCAAUAUUGGGGACCUUCCAAGAAAUGUACUGUAAUACUCACUGCUUGCUGAGGACAACAAGGACUAAAUGUGCUUACUUCAGUCUUUAGCAACUAUUGAAUGGUAUAGUUGCCAGAAAUUGGAGUGAGACUUUUACCACAUUUAUGAUUUUCAUGUUAUUUUUGUAGGUGCUCUAGGAGGUACAGGGGUCUUUCAUUGUUUAUUGUAUGUAUAUUUUGUAGUGGAAAUAAAAACAUUUUGCUUGUGUUGAUGCUAUGGAAUUCCACAAUAACGUGCCUUACAUUGCCCUAAAGUAUGUGCAAUUUGUAUGUUAUUUCAAAUUCUUUGUUUUAUGGAAUUCUGAACUUUUUUCAUGUACAUUAAGUUAACAUGGCUGGAGUCUUUGAGACAGUUUUCACUGUUUACCUGUGAAAAUCAUUUAGAUUUAUUCAUGUUGAUGCAGAUGAAAGUUUAACUCAUGAAAGAGUGAAAACAUGAGUUUGCAAAAGAAACAUUAUAUGCUCAGACAAGUGGUUGUUUUUCUUAUGGAAAUGAUGAAUGAUUUUAUCCACUUUGGCAAUGUUGUUUUUCUAAUUUGGUCAUUCAAGCUGUGAUUACUAUUUAAGUCAUUUCAGAGACAUAUUAGGCAACGGUGGUAUAAUCAGUUUUUUAAAUACAAGUAUCUUCCUUUGUGAAGAAUGACUUUCAUCAUAAAUAUUGGCACAAAAAUGCAACAUUGGUUUAAUGCAUUAUUCAAAGUCUAGUGGUGAUAUUUCAUCUAUUCAGUUCAGGAAGAGAAAUCCAGAAAAGAAAUCCUACCUAAGUUGAUGUGUAAACGUAGUCUACUUGUACAAGCAGGGAAUAACAGUAUUCCUGCAUGACGCUGUAGUCUCUAGCUGCACCAAGAAAGUAUUCUGUAUAUUACAUAGUUUCCAGUAUUUUGCAUGAAACAUGUUUACAAGACAUCUACAUUGUCUACUAUAGUCCUUUGUCUUAUAUCAUUUUGAAAUGAAUUUAAUGCUUGCUCUGUAUGCGUAAGUAUGAUAAACAGAGGAUACUAAACGACCUCCCAUGUAAUUCCAUUUUUAUUAAACGAGUCAAUGAUUUGGAGCAAAAGUGAGUUCGAUACUAAGUGUAACAAGUCUUUCACAAGUUUAGUAAGAAUGGUAUUUCACAGAAGCGAGUUUAGUAUUGUUUAUUACUCUCCAACAUAAAUUGAUAGAAACUGCCUACAGUUUGAUGACUCUCAGCUUUCCACGAGUCAAACAUGGUCUAAUACCAUUGUGACAGAGGUAUUAGCAUUGUGACGUCAUUACUGUAAACCAUUAUGGCGUCAUAUGUCUAGUGGUAUUACACUGGUGUAAUAUUGCCAUAAAAGUAUUCCACUGCAGUAUCUUCCGCGGGCGUGUAAUAACUAAUGAUAACGGUGCAACCAGAAGAUAUUUUUGCUUCGCUUUCCUGACACACCGGCUGUUGGUUUUGCAGGGCUGUUAUACUUCUGGUCAUUGGGUUUAAAACUGUACAGAGGUUAUGUGCUUGUCCCCAAAUGUCAAUUACAGAUGUCAUUGAAAGCAUCUGUCAUUGUAACAGGCUUCAGGCAUGCAGUUUUGUGAUUACAUUUUGUAAUUUCUGAUAAUUCAAGAUGUUUGAUGAUUUAAACAGGGUAAUCGUAAUAUUGUUCUAAUCAUCUCAACUGAAAAUGAUAUGUUUUGUCCUUCCUAUUUGAAUCCUGUUCCUAAAUAUAGUAUUAUGAACAGCAUUUGUCUACAUAUGUUACCUGUGAGACUGAAGUCACUGCAGACCAUGGAAGCUCUUGUCAUCCACACCAGUACCUGAAGUUUCGAGGUUGGAGAGACUGUAAUUAUGCUUGUUAAAAUCGGUUUUGUUUGAUGGACCAUGAGCAAUACUUUGUGGUUUUGUAUACUCAAUAUUCAACCAUCACUGAUGGAUGGUUUUAGAUGGGUAGUAAUGAUGCAUGUCUGUAUUUAGUCAAGUAAUGAAAUCAAGCUUUGUACGAUUCAUUUGUGUCUUACUGAAACCUUGAUCCGUGAUGUUGUGUCGGAAUUCACCUGUCUCCUUGUGCUUCUUUGGGUAAAGAUAGCUGCAGAACAUGUAUCUGUAUUCAUAGGUGAUUAGCGCACUUAGUGUCUACAGGCCUGUGAAGUAUUUCAGACCGUUUGUGAUGUUAAUGUGUUAGAUGGUGAAGAUUUAUGCCAUCAUACUGAGGAUCUCGAAGUCUUCCCAGAAAACAUAAUCUUGUGAAAGAUAACAUAUUGGAUCUUGUUUUCUUUUGAAUAAACAAAUAAACUUGACAAUUGUAGCCAUGAUUUAUCAUGUUUUACUGAUGUAAAAGAAAAUCCUGGCUCUCAGUAAGAUGCAUUCUAUGUGAUGAUGAAUUGUGAUUUCUCUUGAAUGAAAACAAAAUGUCCCUGCUUGUUUUGAAGCUUUACAUGUUAGUUCAUGAUUUUCUGUUUGUGUUGUGAUGUUUUCAGACCGAUGCUAAUUCUUCAAAGAUAUUCCUGCUAUGUCUUGCUUUCGCUGACACAGUUUAUGUUAGCUAGGCUUAUAUAUGACUUUAAUUGUUUUGCAACAAUUGAUUUAUCUUUAACUGUGAUAGCUAUGAUGGUUUCUGCUUUUCUGACAUAAUAAGAUCUGUUUUUCUAACAAAUGUACCAUAUGACAAUGGUUUAGCUUGGCUCACAAACACUUUUAUUCUUGUAAUUAAAUUAAACCAUUUACCUUCAA
This is a messenger RNA of Haliotis rubra (blacklip abalone), 5505 nucleotides long. RefSeq names its product lipopolysaccharide-induced tumor necrosis factor-alpha factor homolog. NCBI's taxonomy places the organism in Eukaryota, Metazoa, Mollusca, Gastropoda, Lepetellida, Haliotidae. Bases 125 to 589 code for a protein of 154 amino acids. Gene Ontology annotation, molecular function: zinc ion binding. The transcript has 4 exons. The record is from RefSeq and is a predicted model, not a curated record.